Peromyscus maniculatus bairdii (prairie deer mouse) is the source of this 7154-nucleotide messenger RNA. NCBI's taxonomy places the organism in Eukaryota, Metazoa, Chordata, Mammalia, Rodentia, Cricetidae. The record is from RefSeq and is a predicted model, not a curated record.
GCCGCCGCCCCAGGCCCCCCCCAUGGAGCCCGAGGCCCCGGAUUCCCGCAAGAGGCCCCUCGAGACGCCCCCCGAGGUGGUCUGCACCAAGCGCAGCAACACGGGAGAGGAAGGCGAGUACUUCCUGAAGGUGCUCAUCCCCAGUUACGCAGCCGGCUCCAUCAUCGGCAAAGGUGGCCAGACCAUCGUGCAGCUGCAGAAGGAGACGGGAGCCACCAUCAAGCUAUCUAAGUCCAAAGACUUCUACCCAGGAACUACAGAACGGGUGUGCCUAGUACAGGGCACGGCAGAGGCCUUGAAUGCCGUUCACAGCUUUAUCGCAGAGAAGGUCCGAGAAAUCCCUCAAGCGAUGACCAAGCCCGAGGUGGUCAACAUUCUUCAACCCCAAACCACGAUGAACCCCGACAGAGCCAAGCAGGCCAAGCUCAUCGUCCCCAACAGCACGGCGGGACUGAUCAUCGGUAAGGGGGGAGCGACCGUGAAGGCGGUGAUGGAACAGUCCGGCGCCUGGGUGCAGCUGUCGCAGAAGCCCGAGGGCAUCAACCUGCAGGAGCGCGUGGUGACCGUGAGCGGCGAGCCCGAGCAGGUGCACAAGGCCGUGAGCGCCAUCGUGCAGAAGGUACAGGAAGACCCGCAGAGCAGCAGCUGCCUCAACAUCAGCUACGCCAACGUGGCGGGGCCCGUGGCCAACUCCAACCCCACCGGCUCGCCCUACGCCAGCCCGGCCGACGUGCUGCCCGCCGCGGCCGCGGCUGCGGCCGGGGCUGCCGGCGGCUUCCUGACGGCCGAAAAGCUGGCGGCCGAGAGCGCCAAGGAGCUGGUGGAGAUCGCGGUGCCCGAGAACCUGGUGGGGGCCAUCCUGGGCAAAGGGGGCAAGACGCUGGUGGAGUACCAGGAGCUGACGGGUGCGCGCAUCCAGAUCUCCAAGAAGGGCGAGUUCCUGCCCGGCACGCGGAACCGGCGGGUCACCAUCACGGGCAGCCCCGCGGCCACGCAAGCCGCUCAAUACCUCAUCAGCCAGCGGGUCACCUACGAGCAGGGGGUGAGGGCCUCAAACCCACAGAAAGUGGGAUGAGGCCUGUGGUGUGCGUCCCCACCCCCUCCCGCUCCUCCUCCCUCUUCCUCCUCUCCCAGCUCCCGCCAGACUUCAGCUUGGUGUGACUCCUGCUUGGCUUGGGAUGGGGCUGGGGUAGGCCUGGCUGCACCCUCCCUUCUGGUAGUCAUAGGCAGGAUUGAGUGACGGCUGGGGAGGGGGCUCUUGAGAGCCCCCUCCCCAGCCUCGAAUUGACCCCUCUUCUCUCCCUCCCUGUGCUUAACUGGGCCUGACCCGCCUCCCAGGGUCCAGGUCUAUGUGAUAUCUGUAUAUAUUGCAUUUUGUUGAUUUUAAUAGAAAACAAAGCGUUAUUUUCUCUUUCUUUCCCUCCUUUUUUUUUCCUUUUUAACUUUUUCUUCUUUUUUUGAUAAGGACCCCCCCCUUCCUUUAUAAGAUUUUUGUUGACAUAUGGGAGGAGGGGAGGGAGCCUCCAGAUCACCUGGAAUGAGGUGCCUCCCCCAGACACAACAUCCUGCCUCUCUGAUUGCAGUUCCAGAUCCUGGGGAAGUGCGGAGUGCAGAGGAGUAGAGGUAGCCACCCAGGAGUCAGAGCUGAAAUGAGGGGUUUGGAACAUAGCCGCCCCACCCCCCGCCCCAGGAUUCCCACAUUUCCUAAGCUCCACUGUCCCCCUGCAGUAUUCCCUCGGUUGGAAGUGUAACUCUCUUCGUUGAGCAGAUAUGUUCCUGCUGGAAAUGAUGCCAGCUCUGGGAUGCCUCGGGUCCUGAGAGCCGCGGUGUUGGGAGAGGCGCAGGAGCAGUUGCUGUGGCUUCUCGUGGCUUUUGGUAGAGAAACGAGGGUCCCCGUUGUGAUGUCACUGAAUCAAGUAUUUAUAGGGUGCUUCCAGUAACUCCCUAUGAUGUCAUAGGAAGUAUUUCCUCAGAGGCCACUUCCUGUACUGGUGAGAGAGAAAAAAAAAAAACCACUUCCCGUGAGGUCACAACAAAAACCCUUCCUCAAAGUCGCUUCCGUGAUGCCAGGGGCAGGGGCAUGUACUUCCUAUGGAAUCUCGAGGUCACUUCUUGUGGCAUCAUCGGGAUGAAGCAUGCGCUUCCUGUGUUGGACAGUGGCCAAUCCCUUCAUGCCCCUCCUCCUUCCACACUCCUCUUUGGUGGGUGUUGGCCCUGGGGGAGGGGGAUCCCUAGGAAGAGACUGAAGGAUGGGACUUGGAUCUAACAUAGAGGAUUCUAAAGAGAAAAAAAAAAUACUGUCAGGGUCAUCUCCAUCCACACAUGCCAUCUAUGAGCUUGCCUUCACAGGCAAGAAUGGGAGAUGAAGCCAGUGAAAAUAAUUGCUAAAGAUCCCCCCUUCCCCACCCCUGCCUUCUGUGUGCAUGCCUGUGUCUACGUGGCUUCAUUUCAUUGAUGGAUGAGCCAAAUGUAUGGUGGCUCAGUCAGGCCAGCGUGGUCUGGUAUAGAGUUCAGUGAGCCUUGCAAAGCUUAGGGCAUCUCGGGCUGAAAUGCCUUGCGUGGUCUGAUGAAUUCAGUUGGCUUGGUGGCUGGCUUCCAGGGAGCUGUUAGUGAGACGUCUGGUAGGUCAGAAAUGUUGAGUGUGCUCAACCUUAGGCUCAGAAGAUUCUGGCAGAAGUGCGGCAAGGCAGGCUGCCCUGAGAGUUGUUUUGGGAGUGAUUCACUUAGCAUGGUGGCUCUGAUCAACUCUAAAGACAGAUGUCAGGGCCUGAAAAAAAACCUAUAGACUAGGAUUGCUGAGACGCACCCCUGUUCCCUCCCAUCUCCCCCCUUCCUGUUGGAGGACACCUUCAACUCCUCCAACCCCAAGCAGGGUCCUCAGAACCCUGGCUCCAUCAUCAGCAUCUCUGGGGGAGGGGCACCCCAUGCCUCCUGCUCCCUCCUCCAUCCUCUCUCCUAGGUCUUCCAGACCCUGCUCUUCUCCAUGGCUUUGGGGAUAUCUGGCCUCCUUAUUUCUAUCCCUACAAAGGAGCGGAGAGGAGAGAAGCCACCCAGACAAUGCCUACCCCUGAAGCCUGGGAGGCCCCCUACCCCCAAGCUAGAGAGCCACCCCCAAAUCAAAAUGUGAAAAUCCCUAGAAAGCAAUAGCCUUCGAGGUACCUCGCACUGACUCUUCCCUCCCCCGCCCCCAGCCCUUCCACCGGAAUGGAAUAGCUUGGGCACUGGGGUGACUUUUCCAUGUCCUCAUCUCCCCAGUGAAGGGCAGGCCCCAUUUCCUUCACACACACCCCAUCUCCCACCUCCUGUCGCUGCUGCCCUCUACCCCUCAUCUCCACACUGAGCCCUGAUGGAGAUUUUAGUGCCAAAACAAUUCUUGAUGCCACUUUGUACAUAUCUUCUACGGUUCGGGGCUGUUGGGAUUGGAGAUGGGGGCGGCCCACAGGGCCAUUGCUCCCCUCCACUUCUUAAAUGACCUUACAGUAUUUCCUAGUAGCUCCACCUGCAUGUGGGUAGUAAUGAAUCUAGCUGGAAUGUCCCCCUGUAAAGCCCUCAGGCCCUAUGAGGAGGGGAAGGAGUGGGGGGGUGAAGCAAGGUCCGGGAUAGGGAGGUGGGUUAGAAAGGCCAUUGGCAAACCAUGUGUAUCCUCCCCUAGGCAGCCUGCUUUCUAUAAGCCCAUUGGCUGGAGUCUGGGUCCAGUACUCCUCUCACACAGAUGUAGCUCUGAAAAGUGUCCUCUUGGAUGCCUGUGUGACAUGCCCGUCCCUAUUAACAUUUCUUGGGGACCCCUUACCCCACCAGCCAGGGCUAUCUGAAAGGCAGUUUGCUAGUCGAGUAAGCAGGUCCACUCACCAUGUUGGUGAGUGGGGAGCCACACACCUUUCCCCCAUUUCACCCUGGGAAGUUCCCAUCCGUCAUCUUCCCUAUCCCUUGAAGGUCCUUCUGCAAACUGACCUCAAUCUUUCUGUGCUGUAGUUUGUCCAGAAGGGACACAGAUGCAGACCAGGGAUGGGAAUUACUUUAAAAAUAAUAGUAACAAAACCCAUUGCCUCCUCCUCUGCCCGUUAGCCACUCAGGUCUCCAAGAGUCUGAGUGGCCUCCUUGCACCCCACUCCAGCACCCAGUAGGUGCUUAAUAAGUUAAUAAGUGUUGCCUGCAUUGACGUGUCUCUUCAUCUGCCCUCCAGCUGCCAAUACCUUCCCCCGGCAUUCCCCUCUCUCUUUAUUUCUCUGGCUCCCUAUGGCCCACUGGGUUUCCCUCCUGUGGUCCCCCCCUCCCCACUGUUCUCUGUCCUGUCUCUAUCUUCGUCUGUCUGUCUCCUUCCCCUCCUAAAUUCUCAACUCUUUCAUUUCCCCUUUAAAAGCAAAAAGUGCCAAACUUCCUUGGAACUGAGCCGAUCUGGGGGGGUGGGGGGGAGAGGAUCUUAGACGGAUGGGAGGAAAACACCUCUCUUAGAGGAGGCCCCUUAAGAGGCAAAGAAAACACCUGCAGAUGCUGAGCUAAAUUGGAUCCCCUUCCUCGUUCCUCUCACCCUGAGUUUUUCUUAGAAUCUUUAUAAGAAAAAAAAAAAGAAAAAGAAAAAAAAUACUCAUUUUCAACUAACCCCUACUUUUUUGGAUUCCCCUCCCCCAAAUUCCACCAGCCAAGGAGAACCCCUUUUGCCUCUUUCUGGGCACAUCUGUAGAAAUUGGGGAGGGAGAAACAGACUCCAUCCUCUUCUGCUGGCCCAAGGGGGUGGUUGCUGGGGAGGGGCCUCAAAGCACUUAAGACAAAAAGGGUUCCAAAGUGCCAAAUUCACCUUCUCCAUUCUGUCUUGGGCAGGGCUCUGAGCCAGCCUGCCCAGCCCAUCGUCUUUGCCCUCUCCCAGCCAUCUCUACAUGGGCGAGGAAAUUUUGCCGCAAUAAUUAGCAGGGCGGGGAUUGGAAGGCAGUGAUUUUGCCAACUCUGUACUGGACUUGUAGGUGGGAAUCCUGGGAGCUUGGCAAGAGUCGUCUUACAGAUGGUUGGAGACCUAUACUCGGAAUAUUACGGUACCACUUGUUUUCCCGCGGUAUUUUUUUUUUUUUCCUCCACUCUUGGCCAACCAAAUCCCUUGGAAUCCCACCCGUUCUGUUUCUUCUGCCGGUCCGUCUGUCCGUCGUCCCUGCCCCCACAACGCCAUUCUUAUUAUUUUAUGCCUGGUUGGUCUCCGGCUAUUUGACAGAGGAGAGGAGGUCCCCUUUGCACGGACUCUUGCUGUUUCGAGCCCAGGAUAAAAGGUUAAUUUGCAAAAGCGUUCACCAGAGCGGCGGUGAAGGUGGCAAUCUAGGCGUCCAGGAUGAUUCACUAGGUUGCACACCUGUCGGACAGCCUGACAGGCCUUCUCUGUGCCCAAUGCAUCUGCCCCCAAGCGCCAUCUGGAAUCGAGGCCAGUCGUCGUCACAGUCUGAACUGGUUGUCACCAUGGGGGAGGACAGAAUCGCAAUACCCAGGUCGGGGGCAGAGAAGCCUGGUUUACACCCUGUGGAGUCUGGACACCCAGCCUCGCUGUCCGGAGCCCUCUCCACCACAGUCAGCGCGGUCUUGAUGUCCCAGCUGGUGUGUCCGGUCCAGCGGGUCCCCACUCACCAGUGGCCUAGACGACCGCCCGCUGAGUGGCAGGAGGGAGGGAGAGUCUCUGUGGAGGGUGGUGGUGGUGAAGACUGUGGGUUUUUAACCCCUUCUCAGCCAGUCUAGGACACUCGUCUCCUUAGACCUAAUAUAGGGAGACCCUCCUCCUUCCUCCCUCCCCCGACCCUCCUCCCACUCCCCAAAACCACCAACCUUUCAUCUUCUAAGUGACUCCAUCACCACCGGCCACCACUGGAACCUGCGGCCUCAUUGCUCCAGCCCGCCCCACUCGACCGUCAGAUUCGCUCAUCGAACUCUUUUGAUUAACCCUUUCUGUGUUCAUCCCACGGAAAACUUGUGUGUCCGGCAGGGAGGCCAGGGGGGAUGCUAGGGGCAGUUGCUACCUUUCCUCCAUCUCCUCCCAGCGCCCAUGCCUCCCCAUCCCAUGCCCCCAUCCCCAUCCCUCACCCCUUAGGAUCCGCCUCCCCUGGGGGCCCAGGGAUCCUCUAGAAUUACCUUUGCUGUUUGGCUUUGCACCCUUUAAAAGGCGGGCCUAGGGGGCGUGGCCUCCCCAGCCGAGCGCUCACUCCGACUGCCCUCGCAGUCGGCCCCACCCACUCCCCACGCCUUCAUUGUAAAUAGUCACUUUUGUACUUGGUUUGAGCCAGGCGACGUGGGGAGUCUUUCUCUCUUUUUUUUUCCUCUCUCUCUCUCCUUCUCUCUUUCCUUUUUUAUUUGUGUUGGCAUCUCAGCUACUGGAGGCAUGGUCCACAUCCCAGUUCGAUUUGGGAGAAGCCCAAGGUGUGCCCCGCCAAAAUGCUAAGGAUUUCGAGAUAACAGUAUUAACUCCGACAGGCCUGGGGUGCACAGGUCCCCCGACCAGAGGCGGGAGAGUAGGGCUCUGUUCUCGAGAUCUGUGGAAUGGAUCCUCCAAGCUCCCUGAAGAACCUCGGUGUAGUUGAGAAUUGAAUCUCUCCUCCACUUCAUCUGUUGGAGGCUGGCGCGCCAAGAAUGGCUUUGGGGAUGGGGCUGUCUUUGGAGAACUGACUGCUGAAUCCUUCCUGGGACCUGAAGCUAACCUCUGCUAGGCGUGUUUUCUUGCAAAGAGGUAGUCAGAUGAACGUCUAAGGUCCUUCUCCAACCCUUAAAGGAAAGGUUCAAGCCCGCGGUUGGCCCCUGCCUGCCGGCCGCUCUGCUGCAUUCCAAUUUAGGGGUAGGGUGGGGAGUGAAGUGGCCAUGCCUCCAGUUUCUCCAUUCAACCCCCUCUUAACUGGUUUCCUUCCAUCCUCUCCGACCAGCGCCGCCGCCCACUUCCUCUCCGCCACCUCCAGAAGCUCUUGGCUGGGGUCACCGCACUCCCCUCCCCUCCCCCCAUCGCCAUGCCUGGGCCAUGCCCACCUCUCCCACCCACUCACCCACCCCCAGUGUCCGUUGUGUGACCUAGUGCACCACGUAUUAGCUUCCAUGGACCCCACCCACCCACUCCUUGCUCCCACCACACCCCUCCCCCCACCCGUUCUCCCUCGGCGACUUCACCUUUUUUUGCCGCGAUAAACGUCAUCUCAGCA